ACUGCGUUGAAUAAAAUGUAUUCUGUAUUCCUGUAUAAUAUCUGAUCUCUGCAAUUCUGCGUUUGAUGACCAUAAUGUGGAUAGACCACACUACCACAGUCAGUAAAAGAUCGUGUGAAUGUGGGAUAAUAUGUCUAAUGUCUAUAUCACUAUUAUGUGAUUACUUUAAUCAUUAUUUUUAUAUUUUUAUGUUCUCAUGACUUGAUGACUAUAAUCAAUAAUCAUUGUUCGAUAGACUGUCGUAGUCACUAUAAUUUUAUAUAGUCUGUACUCAACGCAGUACGCACGGUAGUUAACUACUGGCUAAUUGUUAUUGGCUUCAACUGAUUGCUUGAUACUUAUUUUACUACAGUAGUUCGGUGCUAUUAAUAAUUGAUAUUAAAUAUUUUGUUAUUUUAUUGAUAAACUUUGAAACUAAAAAUAUCUGUUAUAAUUAUUAAAUAAUGAUGUAGUUAAGUUCAGUAACUUAACACUGGAUGUCGCUAAUCUGUAUACAGUACCUACAUAAAAAUAGUAGAGGCGAUGUCGGAAUUUAUUAUUAUUUAAAAUUAACUUAUUCGCAAUUCAUAACAGUCGGUAGUCGGUACUCGAACAGUCUUUAAAUGAUAAAUUAUAAUUAUUAGUUAAUACUUCUUACCAAUCUGGUCAAGUGGAUUUUAUUAUAUUUAAAUCGCAAAUUAAUUUAUAGUAAAAUAUAAAUCGAAAUGGAUAGCUUUCAUUUGCCCUGCAACAAAAUAAAAGAUGAAUAUCAAAAAUGUUUCAGUUCUUGGUUCACUGAAUGUUAUAUGAAAGGCGAUUAUGAUGACAAAAGGUGUGCCCAAAAAUUUGAUCAAUAUCAAAAGUGCCUUCGAGAAGGUAUGCAAGUACAUGCUUUGGAUAUUGAAGACGUAUUAAAACCUUACUUGGGAACAGAACGCAUGAAGAAGUGAAGUUACAAUACAUUUUUUUUAUAUUAUGAAACAACUAAUAUGCUUAAAAAUAAAAUGAAUUUAGUAAGUACUUAGGUAUUUGUAAUAGCUUGAAAUGUAUCUUAAUAUUUCUUAAUUUAGGUUCCUAUAAGUUAUAUUAACUUUAGCUGUUGAGUAAUUUUAUGUAAUAUUUUAAGAGUAUUAAUUGUACGUAUGUAUUAGGUAUCUUUCUAUUUGUGUUAUACUUACUACUUAGUUAUCAAUACAUACAAUUAUUGUCAAUCUAUUUAUUACAAUUUAAAUGUUCAUACAGUUUUACAAUAAACUCGGUUAUUUAUUAUGAGCGCUAUAUUAUCUGUACCUACAUUGAGUAUAAUACAACAAAAUAUAAUCUAGUAUAUUUCUAGUAGUGGCAGAAGUUUUGUUAUAAAGUGUAUUUUAAUUCCAUUUGAUGUUAGAUGAUCUAGUAAAUUAUGUUAUAAGCCUCAUUGAAACUGUUAAUAUUUUGGUUGUUUAUGCAAAUGGAGGAUACAAAAAAUGUAGGAUACAUAACUUAUAAUAGAUAAGUAGUAAAUAGUAAAUUAGUAGUAAAUUUACCAGGAGCCAAGUGAAGAACAGUUUGUUCCACCAAUGAGUUUUCUUCAGAUAAAUAAAGUUAUAUUAAAUAUAAAAGUUAUUAGACCGUUAUUACCGACAACAUUAUUGUAAAUUUAGUAGUUACUUCGUCAUAUCUGCUAUAAAUAAAUCAAUGCUCUUUUUUGUA
Molecule: messenger RNA, 1671 nt
Organism: Acyrthosiphon pisum (pea aphid)
Lineage: Eukaryota; Metazoa; Arthropoda; Insecta; Hemiptera; Aphididae
Product: TP53-regulated inhibitor of apoptosis 1
Exons: 1
Coding region: 705-929 (74 amino acids)
Biological process (GO): phospholipid translocation
Cellular component (GO): mitochondrial intermembrane space; cytosol; nucleus
Molecular function (GO): phosphatidic acid transfer activity
Source: RefSeq, a predicted model, not a curated record